Messenger RNA from Apaloderma vittatum (bar-tailed trogon), 804 nucleotides. RefSeq names its product transmembrane protein 106C (gene TMEM106C). The annotation marks the transcript as partial. The record is from RefSeq and is a predicted model, not a curated record. The transcript has 7 exons. NCBI's taxonomy places the organism in Eukaryota, Metazoa, Chordata, Aves, Trogoniformes, Trogonidae.
UCCCUCUCUGUGAAUAACACCGCUUCGAGGCAGAGCAAGAAGGCUGAAGAUGACGACGACGACCUACUCGAUAGCCGGGACCGCGUGGAGGACAUUGCCAAGUUUCCCUACGUUGAGUUCACGGGUCAGGACAGCAUCACCUGCCCCACUUGCCAAGGCACUGGCUGCAUCCCCCCAGAGCAAGUAAACGAGUUGGUGGCUCUGAUACCCUACAGUGACCAGCGGCUCCGGCCGCAGAGGACGAAGCUUUACGUCCUGCUCUCGGUGCUGCUCUGCCUCCUGGUGUCGGGGCUGGUGGUUUUCUUCCUCUUCCCACGCUCGGUCCUGGUGGACGAUGACGGGAUUAAAGGCGUUCAGGUUUGGUUCGACAAGAAGAACUCCAUCAUCGUCCUCACCAUCACGGCCACUUUACGGAUCAGGAACUCCAACUUCUACUCGGUGACGGUGACCAGCCUGACGAGUCAGGUGCAGUACAUGAACACCGUGGUGGGGAGCCAGCAGAUCACCAACGUCUCCAGCAUCCAGCCGCUGAGCAACCGACUGGUGAAUUUCACCGUGAAGGCGGAGCUGGGCGGACCCUUCUCCUACGUGUAUUUCUUCUGCACGUUUCCCAAGGUGAAGGUCCACAACAUCGUCAUCUUCUUGAGGACGUCGGUGAAGCUCUCGUACAUCGGGCACGUGACGCAGAGCGCGCUGGAGACGUACCGCUACGUGGAUUGCAUUUUUUUUCCCCGUCGCCCAGGACCCCCUGCUCCUGCCUCCCGCCUGACGCGGGGGGCACCCAAAGCCGAGAGCGAGCCCUGA